Molecule: messenger RNA, 2279 nt
Organism: Prionailurus viverrinus (fishing cat)
Lineage: Eukaryota; Metazoa; Chordata; Mammalia; Carnivora; Felidae
Gene: GYS2
Product: glycogen synthase 2
Exons: 16
Coding region: 1-2109 (702 amino acids)
Biological process (GO): glycogen biosynthetic process
Cellular component (GO): cytoplasm
Molecular function (GO): alpha-1,4-glucan glucosyltransferase (UDP-glucose donor) activity
Source: RefSeq, a predicted model, not a curated record
AUGCUCCGAGGCCGAUCUCUAUCUGUGACAUCCCUGAGCGGGCUUCCUCGGUGGGAAGUGGAAGAACUUCCUGUGGACGAUUUACUACUGUUUGAAGUCGCUUGGGAAGUAACCAAUAAAGUUGGUGGCAUCUAUACUGUGAUUCAGACGAAGGCCAAAACCACAGCAGAUGAAUGGGGAGACAAUUAUUUUCUGAUUGGCCCCUAUUUUGAGCAUAAUAUGAAGACUCAGGUGGAACGGUGUGAACCUAUAAAUGAUGCUAUCAGAAGAGCAGUGGAUACAAUGAAUAAACAUGGCUGCCAGGUGUACUUUGGAAGGUGGCUGAUAGAAGGGAGUCCUUACGUGGUGCUAUUUGACAUAGGCUCUUCGGCUUGGAACCUGGACAGAUGGAAGGGAGAUCUCUGGGAAGCAUGCAGUGUCGGCAUCCCUUAUCAUGACCGAGAAGCCAACGAUAUGCUAAUAUUCGGAUCUUUAACCGCCUGGUUCUUAAAAGAGGUGACGGAUCAUGCAGAUGGGAAACAUGUCAUUGCCCAAUUCCAUGAAUGGCAGGCAGGAACUGGACUGAUCCUUUCUCGAGCUCGGAAGCUUCCUAUCGCUACAAUAUUUACCACUCAUGCCACACUGCUUGGCAGGUAUCUCUGUGCAGCAAACAUUGAUUUCUACAACCAUCUCGAUAAGUUUGACAUAGACAAAGAGGCUGGGGAAAGGCAGAUUUACCACCGGUAUUGCAUGGAGCGAGCCUCUGUCCAUUGUGCUCAUGUGUUCACCACAGUAUCUGAAAUAACAGCAAUAGAGGCAGAACAUAUGCUGAAGAGAAAGCCUGAUGUAGUUACUCCAAAUGGCUUGAGUGUUAAGAAAUUUUCAGCAGUACAUGAGUUUCAAAAUCUACAUGCCACGUACAAGGCCAGGAUCCAAGAUUUUGUUCGAGGUCAUUUCUAUGGUCAUCUGGACUUUGACCUUGAAAAGACUUUGUUCCUUUUCAUUGCUGGGAGAUACGAGUUUUCAAACAAAGGAGCUGACAUCUUCCUAGAAGCCUUAUCCAGGUUAAAUUUCCUGCUGAGGAUGCAUAAAAGUGACGUCACAGUGGUGGUGUUUUUCAUUAUGCCUGCCAAGACAAACAAUUUCAAUGUGGAAACCCUGAAAGGCCAGGCAGUGCGGAAACAACUAUGGGACAUUGCACAUUCUGUGAAGGAAAAAUUUGGAAAGAAACUCUAUGAUGCAUUAUUAAGAGGAGAAAUUCCUGACAUGAACAAUAUUUUGGAUCGAGAUGAUGUAACAGUUAUGAAAAGAGCCAUCUUUUCAACUCAGCGACAGUCUUUGCCUCCAGUGACCACUCACAACAUGAUUGAUGACUCCACUGAUCCCAUUCUCAGCACCAUUAGACGGAUCGGACUUUUCAACAACCGCACAGACAGAGUCAAGGUGAUUUUGCACCCAGAGUUCCUAUCCUCCACCAGCCCCUUAUUACCCAUGGAUUAUGAAGAGUUUGUUCGAGGUUGUCAUCUAGGAGUUUUUCCUUCAUACUAUGAACCAUGGGGUUAUACUCCAGCUGAAUGUACGGUGAUGGGUAUACCCAGUGUGACAACAAACCUGUCCGGCUUUGGCUGUUUCAUGCAGGAGCACGUGGCUGAUCCUACUGCCUACGGCAUUUACAUUGUUGACAGGCGGUUCCAGUCUCCAGAUGAUUCCUGCAAUCAGCUGACUCAGUUUCUCUAUGGAUUUUGCAAACAGUCCCGCCGCCAGAGAAUUAUUCAGAGAAACCGAACUGAGAGGCUCUCCGAUCUUCUGGAUUGGAGAUACUUGGGCAGAUAUUAUCAACAUGCCAGGUACCUGACAUUAAGCAGAGCUUUUCCAGAUAAAUUCCAUAUGGAACCUACAUCACCACCAACGACAGAAGGAUUUAAAUAUCCCAGGCCUUCCUCAGUUCCACCUUCCCCUUCAGGGUCUCAGGUCUCUAGUCCUCAGAGCAGUGAUGUGGAAGAUGAAGAGGAUGAGCGCUACAAUGAGGAAGAGGAGGCUGAAAGGGAUCGGUUAAAUAUCAAGUCGCCAUGGUCUCUGGGCCGUGUUCCUCGUGGGAAGAAAAAGCUGCAUGGUGAAUACAAGAACUGAAUUCCACGCUUGUAGAACAGAACUAAUGUAGUAAGAACAUAGUAAGAAUGAUUACUUAAAGACAUGAAAAUGCUACAGAUUUCUUUUUCUUCUUCCAUUACAACAGGAUUUAUUCUCUGCCUCCAAAGGGGAGAAAAUUAAGUGAAUGGCAAUUUUGUAAUUUCUAAUAA